Molecule: messenger RNA, 849 nt
Organism: Vittaforma corneae ATCC 50505
Lineage: Eukaryota; Fungi; Microsporidia; Nosematidae
Product: TatD family hydrolase
Exons: 1
Coding region: 1-849 (282 amino acids)
Cellular component (GO): cytosol
Molecular function (GO): 3'-5'-DNA exonuclease activity
Source: RefSeq, a predicted model, not a curated record
AUGUUUAUCGAUAUCGCCUGUAACAUCACGUGUGAAAAAAUGCAAGAGAACAUAGAACAGAUACUUCAGGAUUGUAGAUUGAAUAAAGUAUUUCCGGUGUUCGUGGGGCUGGAUGUUUCUAGCUCUGAAAAAUGCUUGGAGCUGGCAAGAAUUUACAAUACCUGCUGCUUUUUGGGGGUUCAUCCAAACCACAUUCAGAGGAAGCAUAAGCAGUCAAUAGAAGACGAUUUUACAGGUAAGAGCGAAGUGGAGGUUCUAAAAAAUAGUAUUAAAAAUAUGGAUUUCAGUGAUGCAAGGGUCAUUGGCAUCGGAGAGUGCGGAUUGGACUAUUUUAGAUCUUGUAAGUCAAAAGAGCAGUUGGAAAUAUUUGCUUUCCAGGUUGGCUUGCAAGAAGAAUAUGAUUUGCCCAUUUUUUAUCACUGUAGAGAUGCAUUUGAGGACUUCAUCAGAAUUGCAAUUAGCAAUGGCAAGGCACACAGAGGUGUAGUUCAUAGUUUUGAUGGAACUGUUGAAGAGGCUAGAACGGCUAUUUCGUAUGGAUUUUGUAUUGGAAUAAAUGGUUGCUCGUUGAGGACUGAGGAGAAUAUUGAGGUUGUGAAAGAUAUACCACUCACCCAUAUUUUGCUCGAGACAGAUAGCCCAUACUGCCAAAUAAGAAAGGGCCAUGCAUCAAGCCAGUUCGCUACGAUUGGAAGGUCUAAAUUUAGCAUGCCUGUUAAUAUUAGAAAUGUGGCAGAAGCGGUAGCAUGCAUAAAGGGCAUUUCGAUCGAAGAACUUGAGAGAAUUACAUAUGAAAACACAGUCAGGUUGUUUCCAAAGCUUAAAAAAUUUGUAGACCAGUGGAAGUAA